UUUUUUUGUGCUUUUAGCAACAAAAUUGACAGCCUGACAGGAUUGAAGAUUCUAUUUCUAGGAUAAAUUUGUGUUGCGGCUUGCACUGAAAGGGAAACUUGCAAGAAGUGGGUGGAAUUAUUUGUGCUUUGCGAAAAUAGAGAAGCAAAAGAGAGGAGAGUGUACAACAAUAAACCAGGAUAAAACAUGAAGGAGUUUGAAGAAAUUUUAUAGAAAAAUCAUCGUUCGUUUUCGGCCGUCGGCAUGGCGAAAGACUCUUCUCAGGAAAGCAGGACGAGGACCACAUCUCGGCCGAAUGACUGCAAAGGAAAAAAACUUUUGGAGGAGCCGACAGCAGUAGAUGAGGGAGCUGGGAAAAGUACCAAUAAUUCAGACAAAGGCGGACAUUCACCAAACACUCUGAAUUGCGACGAUGCUCAUCCAAUCAAAGACCAUGAGGAACGCAAAGUGCGGAAGAGGAGAGACUCGGACGAACGGUUUUACCAAGCCCCAGGGUACAGAAGAGGGUCCACCUCGCCUCUCAGUGAAGCCCUUCUUUCGCAUGACAGCUCCUCUGGGGAUGACAAAAAGCUGCCCAAGAAGAAGAUUGAAAAACCCUCUCGUAAAAGCUGUCCUGCGAUCAUGGAAAAGGAAGGUGACGAGCAGAUGCCACCGAGCAACACUGCUCCAAAACAAAAGUUGACUCCGCAACCUCAGAGGAAUUUGGCCAGAGGUACCAGAAGCAGUUUGCCUCCAAAGGUUGAAGAAGCAAGCCCUAAAUCUGCCGAAAAGACUAAAAGCGCUGACAAAGAGGAGUUGGUGGAGGAAAAGAAGCAACCAAGUGCUUCGAAGAAGCCACAGAGCAGUGCCAAGAGAAAGAUAAACCUGAAAAGGUCAAGUGAGCCGGUUGAGCAAAAGAACCCUGAACCAGCGCAGAAAGAAAAGGUUCCUGGCAGUGCUGGAAAGACUGAAAUCUCUGGUAACAAAGAAGAGUUAGUAGACAAGAAACCGAGUUCUGUGCCAAAGAAAAAGGUUACUCUGAAGAGGUCGGAAAAGGUGAAAAGUGAGCCUGUCGAAGAAAGGAGACCUGAACCUGUACAAAAAGAAGCCCCUGAGCAGAAGGAAAAAGUUACUGGGAAUGCAGAGAAGACUGAAUUCACAACAAAAGUGGAGGUGGUAGACACAAAACACAGUCCUUCGAAAAAGCAGCAAAACAGUCCGAAGAAAAAGGUAAUUCGGAAGAGAUCAGAUGUAACAAAGAGUGAGCCAGUCAAAGAAAAAAACCCUGAGCCGGAGCAGAAAGAGCGAGUUGCAGAGCAAAAAGCUACCAUCGAACCUGCAUUGAGUGUUGUCGAUGAUGAUUCCCUGGCGAGCAUUCCCAUUCCACCUAGUGCAGAUGCGUCCUGGGAGGACAAGUUCGACAAAGGCGCACUGGAAGACCCCGUCAGUCAGCACCAACGAACUUACGCCCAGAGGUACCUGGAGGAAUCCAUAGGGCUGAAGAACCAGAUUCCCAGAGGCGGAGAGAAAGUUGUUCUACCGCAGCAGGUUAUGAAGGAUUACGGUCAAAUGUACAACUACUGGCAAAAUGAAGCCCAGAGGCAGGUUGCUCAAGCUCCAUCAGUUCCUGCUAAUAAUGUGAUAACCGUGGUGAACGGAGAUGUCUUCAGUGCCACUUGCUCCCUGGCCCACUGCGUCUCCGAGGACUUCACGAUGAGUUCUGGCGUGGCUGUGCCUUUCCGCAAACGCUUUGGUCAUGUGGCCGAACUGCUCAACCAGAGGAUAAAAACGGGAGGGGUUGCUGUGCUGAAGAACGGACACAGAUUCAUCUACUACCUGGUCACCAAAGAGUUCUACCUGGCCAAACCUGACGGCACUCACAUCUUGUGGCACAGUCUGGAGGAGAUGAGGGAACACGCAAUGCAGAACGGCGUAGGCGAAAUUGCCAUGCCCAAGAUCGGCUGCGGCAGGGACCAGUUGCAGUGGGCCGAGGUUUCCGAAGCCAUUCAGCAAAUCUUCUGCAAUACUGGAAUCAAAAUCACUGUGUAUCAAAUGGAGGAACCGUCGCUGAGUUGGUCGCGCAAGCGUCCGGCCCCCUUCCCUCCGUCGUUUGCUGUCCCUCCCCCCACCAAGAGGCCCAAUGCUGACUGGUCUGCUCCUGACCCACAGGAGUCGAUUCCUCAACGACCCCUCAUCGUGCAGCACCUCUUCAACUCGAACAUCGUGGACUCGCGGCCGCCCAUUGUCCGCAUCUUCCUGACCUCCUGUCAGUCUUGCCCGCCCGAAGGCGCCGCCGGCCGCCUCAACGCCACCUUCAAGAUCUGGCAUGACCUGAUGCAGAAGGAGCGACCGCUGGGCAGCCACGUGCCCUUGUUCGGGGGCGCCAUCGUCGCCCUGGUCGUCAAGAACGAGGCCAGACACCCCAUUGACUACCAGGCCCUGCACAAGGCCGCCAAGGAUCUGGCCAUCAUGACCAAUGCCAUGGCCAUCAAACGCCUCGUCCUCGAAGGCUUCACCUUGCCUGGAGACAAAGUCGUCACCUUCAAGGUGGUGACCAUCCUGAGGCUGGCCCUGGUGAAUCAGUACAUGACCCUGAACGUGGCCUGGCCAGAGGACCCUCCGUACGCCAACCUGGUCCGAAGUGCCCAGCAAAAUUUCAACAACCAGCAGCAGCAGCCGAAUCAGGGCUCCACCCUCGGCCCUGGCGAGUACGACUAUUAAUAAAGUUAGGUCUCAUCGAAAGUGAGUACAGCCCUCUAGUUAAUAGACUGCUCUAUCUUAUUACGAGUUAAUUAAGCAGAUUUAAUCGUAGAAAUUUGUAUAGUUUACAAAAUGAGGCUGAGAAAUAGCUUUUUUUUUGAAAAAUUAAAUGCCAUAAUUAAUUAAGUAGCUUGUUGAAUACUGUGACUUCGAUUAUAAUUUCAUCAAAAACAGACUGAUCAUGAGUUGAGUCUGAUAAUUUUAUGUCAAAAGAAAAAAAUUUGAUUAAUAAAGAGGUCUUGAAAAAGCUAAAAAAAAAUACAACUUGAAAAGCUCUGUAUUUUCUUACA
Messenger RNA from Neocloeon triangulifer, 3029 nucleotides. RefSeq names its product titin homolog. The record is from RefSeq and is a predicted model, not a curated record. Bases 244 to 2700 code for a protein of 818 amino acids. The transcript has 6 exons. Gene Ontology annotation, biological process: peptidyl-glutamate ADP-deribosylation. NCBI's taxonomy places the organism in Eukaryota, Metazoa, Arthropoda, Insecta, Ephemeroptera, Baetidae.